CCGAUCCGGUAGGCAAGGGUCGUCAUUUGCGCGUGCGCCCUAAGCGCGCGCGCGUGCGCUACCAUUGGUUGACGGUGGUGGGGACACUCAGUGUCAGUUGGUGCCGGGCGUUGCGGCGCAGUCAGUGGGCCCUUCAGUCUUUGAUCCGCAACUGUCGCGGUUGUGCGCGAGAAACCUCGACGAGUUUUUACCCCCUUUUAACGAGAGAAAAGAAGAUAGUGAUUAGAGUGUGACAGUAUAUAGAAGAGAAAUAGAUAGAUAGAUUGAUAGAUUGAUUGAUUGAUUGAAAUAGAUUUUAUCUCUUAUUAAUAGACAAAGAUAUUGUCUUUUGUCUUUCGUUUCCUUUUUUUUUUGGGGUAUUACAAAGAAGAAUAAAAAUAUAUAUAUUAUAUUAUUUUAUUGUCAAUUGGAGAUUGUUGUGUUGGAUGCUGAGUGAGAUACAGCUAUUUGGUUUGGUAAUUUUAUCUCAGUUUCUAAAAAGAAAGGAUUGACGUAUAUAAUUGAGAGAGAGAUAAAAAAAAAAAAUAGGGAAAGGUAUUCAGAGAGAUAAUUCGUGAUUUUGAAUUAUUCCGACACAAAAUCUCUCUCCCUCUCUCUCUCUUUCUCUCUUCUUCGUUUUAAAAAGAAAGAAAAAGAACCCUUUUUGAUAUUCUUCGUGGAUAAGGAGAAGAUACGAUUAAACGUGUUUUUUCAAAUCCUAAAGAUCGAUCUUGUUAUUCUCGUUCGAUCGAUCUCAUUGGUAUCGUCUUUUCACAUUUGGAUCGUACUUUGGUAACACGUUAAAUUAUCUAUCGAUUUUAAUACGUGAAAUUGUUCUCAAGAAUCAUCCUGGUUUACGACGAGUGAUUGAUUGAUUGAUUGAUUGAUUGAUGGUAAUCUCUGUGAGAGUGAAUCGAUAUAUCCGAGUGCGUCGAAGUUUUGUUACGUUAGUUCUCCAAGUUGUUUUUUUCUUUAAUGUUCUUUUCACAUAAUCGACCAAAGUUCGUGUUAUCGUUAAUUUAAAUGAUGCGAAAUAAAGGAUUAUUAACGAGACGAGAAUAAUAUAAUAUUAUUGACAAUACUUGAUAUUAUAAUAAAUAAGAGAAGAGAAAUUAUAAGAUUAAGGUGAAGAUAUAAGAGUUAAACGAAGAGUUUAAAGGUUCCUCCAGUUUAAAGUUGUAAAGGAAAAAGAAGCGUCCCUACGGAAGAAGGGACAGUGCUCGCGGCAGGGAGUUGAACUUUCUCGCUCGGUGUUGACAGAUCGAUAGGAAAGUUUGCUUACGCGAAUUUCCGCGUCGUGUCCGUCGCCAUAUACACUCUGUGUACUUUCUCUCUCUCUCUCUUUCUCUCUCUAUCUUUCACGCACACAUCGUGUAUGAUACGCGUACUUCUCACUUAUUUGUCUGAUAGUUCGCGCGUUAACGAGCAAACACGUUAAUAUCUUUCGAAAGAAGAUCCUCCCCUUGAGGUAUUCCAUAAAAUAAAAAAAAACAAACGAUCGAAAGAUUAUCAUAAAAAUAAUCAAAAUAAUAAGAAGAAUAAGAAAGAUAGAAGAGAAGUAGAAUAAAUAAAAACAAAAAAAAGCUUCAAAGAGUUAAAUAAAGCAGCAACGACGGUGAUAGAUGCCAAUCAUAGUAACCAAUCGAAGAAUCUGACGGGUCGUCGUCGUGCCGGUCAUACUAAAGGCAGCCUGUCGUUCUCUUUGCCAUCUCGCGAAUAUUUGGUUGAAUAUAGAAAUCGAAAGGAAGAUAAUAAACAUCAUCAUCAUCAUCAUCAAGAAGAUCAGGAGAAACGUCAUCAACAAUCUGAACAAUUACGCAGAGAACGAUUGAACGAAUUUAACCGGGUCUCCUCUUCCACGUCAUCUUGUCCAAGACUCGUCGGGGAAAGUUUAAGAAAGUGUGCAACGGUGAAGGGUAACGGUGGAUUCGGUGAUUAUUCGGCAGCAGGGGAAUUCGAAGUCUGGGCUGAAGAACGCGUUGCGACGGAUGGUGUUGGUGGUGGUGGCAAAAGUGGUGGUGGUGUUGUUGUCGUAGAGGGAGGAGGGGGUGGUGGAGGGGUGUCGUCGACUACGACUACGACGGCGAAACCGCCUUCGCGGCAGCAACGAUGCGAAGGCGGUUCUGCCCUGAGACCGUUGCUCCGCGUAACAACACAUUGUGAGCUUCAUUCGCCUCGCGAGGCCGAGCUCCUCAGGUUGGAUCACCUCGAGGCGCUCGAUCACAAGUCCUCGCUCGAACACGACGCCUACUCGAUGAUGGAUAAUUUUCACAGCCCGGUACCACCGCCUUUACCACGACGUCACGUCCGACUUCCACCACCGCAACAGCAGGUGACCGUAGGUUCCUUGGGAGGUGGAUUAGGAAGUGGGGCAGGUAAUGGCGGUACAGGAACUGUCGCAGCACAAAAUCAAGCGAUGGUUAUGCCAGGCUUUCCCCUUAGAGCCGCGGCAGUACCCCAUUACUCACCUUAUUCGCCAUCACGUUUUCACAUCGACAAACGUUGUCAACACAGAUGCUCUUGGAAAUGUUUUUCAAUCGCCUUGAUACUACUCGCCGUAGCACUAACUGCCAUGCUCGCGUAUUUUGCUGCAGUGAGCUCCAUGCGACCGAUAGACAAUAACAACUGCGUAGUGGUUCAAGAUAUCAAGGCUGUGACUCAUGAAAACGCUCACGUUCACGAUCCUAUAUCAACUCAGAUACCAACGGAAGAAUCAUUGCCCACCAGUACCGCCGAACACUCUAGUGCUGCGGACAGUGUCGGUGAACAACAAAGCGAUCCACAAAUUCAACAAUCGGCCCAACAAUGGCCAGCGGUGCUCGAGCUUCAAGCUUACAACGUAGCGCAUUCGGCCGUGAUACCACCAUAUUACUUUUGGAAUACCGAAUUCCGGAAUAAGCAGCCAGCAUUCAUCAGGUUAAACCUAACAUUGCCUUGGGGUGCAAACUUUGCCGUUUACGGAAGACGAAACGUGGCACCGAGCGUCACCCAAUACGAUUUCGUUGAGUUUGUAAAAGGUGGCCGUGUUGAUCAUAGACUUAAAAGGGAUGCAACAUCCGAAGCCGUAAGCUUUAUGAAACAAGCAACUCAAGAUUUUGGGAUCGAACCUAAUCGAUCUAGAUCCCGAGAGACUGGACCCAAAACUAUCAAGUCUUAUCAACAUAUUCUCGUCAAAAGAACUAUCGUUGAACCGAUGAUGGUCAAUGUUAGUCUUCUUCAAUACUUGGACACUGGCCGUUGGUUCUUAUCUGUUUAUAACGAUGAGCUUCAACCGUAUAAGGUAACGCUGGUCGUCACCGAAGCUGAAGGAGUUUCCACUACUUGUCCUAACGAUUGUUCCGGUAGAGGAUCAUGUUAUCUUGGUAAAUGUGACUGCAUCGAUGGUUAUCAGGGUGCCGACUGUAGCAAGAGCGUGUGUCCUGUUUUGUGUUCGUCUCACGGCCAGUACGGCGGUGGCAUGUGUCACUGUGAGGAUGGCUGGAAAGGUGCCGAAUGCGACAUACCGUUAGGAGAUUGCCAAGUUCCUGAUUGCAAUCAGCAUGGACAGUGCGUUAGAGGAUCGUGCGUUUGUAAUCCUGGCUGGAAGGGUGCCUUCUGUAACGAACCCGAUUGUCCGGAUCCAAACUGCAGCGGUCAUGGCGCCUGCGUGUCCGGCAAAUGUUACUGCAAGGCAGGCUGGCAGGGUGAACGAUGCAAUCAGGUCGAUCAGCAGGUGUAUCAGUGUCUACCGGGUUGUUCGGACCAUGGCACGUACGACCUAGAGUCUGCUGCGUGCAUCUGCGAGGAACAUUGGACUGGGGUCGAUUGUUCACAGUCCAGUUGCGGCCUCAACUGUGGUUCUCAUGGAUCCUGCGAACAGGGUCGUUGCAAAUGUCACGAUGAUUGGACUGGAACGAAAUGCGAUCAGAAACCAUGUGAUCCACGUUGCGCCGAACAUGGUCAAUGUAAAAACGGUACUUGCGUGUGUAGUCAAGGAUGGAAUGGAAGACAUUGUACUUUACCCGGAUGCGAGAAUGGUUGCAGUAGACACGGACUGUGCACGUUGCAGGACGGCGAGUACAGUUGCGAAUGUUCGAUCGGUUGGGCCGGUAGAGAUUGUAGUAUACGACUCGAAAUGGAAUGCAAUGAUAUGACCGACAAUGAUGGGGAUGGCAUGAUGGAUUGUUCCGAUAGCGAAUGUUGUUCGCACACAACUUGUGCCGAUCACAUUAUGUGUCUUGCCAGUAAAAAUCCCGUUGACGUAUUAUUGAGGAAACAACCACCUAGUGUAACUGCAUCGUUUUAUCAACGAGUCAAGUUCCUCGUCGAGGAGAAUAGCGUUCAGAGUUACGCGCACAUGGACGAAUACACGGAAAGUACGUUCUGGAGUUCCUUUACACCGCGUCGUGUUGCGGUGAUGAGAGGACAAGUUGUAACCGAGCAAGGACUUGGAAUAGUAGGCAUCAGAGUCUCCGUUGACAGGGACUCACGAUUUGGAUUCACCUUGACUAGAGCUGAUGGAUGGUUCGACGUUUUGGUUAAUGGCGGAGGAGCCGUGACAUUGCAAUUUCAACGUAGCCCAUUCAAACCUCUUACGAGAACUGUGUUCGUGCCCUGGAAUCAGAUAGUUGCUUUACCACCCGUCGUGAUGACCCUUAGCAACGAAGGAGAACCGUAUAAAUCUAAUCAGCCACCUAGUCCAGCAGUUGGCUUCCCAGGGAUUUCCAUGGGGCUCUUUAGCGAGCACGGACCAUGCUUGGAACACGAUCACGAGACUUUGCGUCCAAUCAUCGUUAGCACAUGGAUGCCAGAAAAAGUGGGUGGUUUGCCAGGGAAAAGUCUGGUAUUCGCUGAGAGCCAAAUCGUUCAAGAAAGUAUCGCAAUACCUGGAUCUAAUCUUCAUUUGAUGUAUCAAAGUAGUCAAGCCGCUGGAUACCUUUCCACCGUUAGAAUGCAAUUGACUGGACCAUUUAUUCCAAAAUCAUUAACGCACGUACACGUGCACGUUGAGAUCGAGGGUUCGCUUCAUACAAAAACUUACGAGGCCGACCCCAAUUUGACUCACAUUUUCGCUUGGAACAAGAGAAAUGUUUAUAAACAAAAAGUAUAUGGAGUUGCCCAAGCAAGAAUUUCAAUCGGUUAUCAACAUUCUACUUGCCUCUCGGUCAUAUGGGAAACUCAAACUGCAAUUUUGCAAGGAUUUGAUGUAGACAUUUCCGAUAUCGGUGGUUGGGGACUUGACAUCCAUCAUCAUUACAACUUCCACGAAGGAAUCCUUCAAAAAGGAGAUGGAUCAACGUUACACUUCAAACAAUAUCCGCGUACUGUCAAAGUAGUAAUGGGUAGUGGUCUUCAAAGAAGUUUGGUCUGUAACAAUUGCGAUGGUUUGGCAAAAGAUGCUAGACUUUUGACACCGGUAGCUCUUACCAGUGGCCCAGAUGGUAGCAUUUACGUCGGUGACUUUAAUCUCGUUCGUAGAAUUACACCCGAAGGAAACGUUUAUACCGUGUUAAUUUUGAGUGCAACUCAAGUAGCCUAUCAGUACUAUCUAUGUGUCUCCCCUGCCGACGGACAUCUGUAUAUCAGUGACCCUGAAAAACAUCAGAUAUUAAAAGCACUUUCGUUGGAACAAGUUAACGAUCCUAGUAUCAACGUAGAAGCAGUUGUUGGUAGCGGUGAAAGAUGUAUUCCAGGUGACGAGGGUCAUUGCGGAGACGAGGGUCCAGCUAAACGAGCCAAAUUGGCUCACCCUAAAGGUAUCGCCAUUGCUGCCGAUAAAACCAUGUAUAUAGCCGAUGGCACAAACAUACGUGCUGUCGAUCCACAUGGUAUUAUACACACAUUGGUUGGACAUCAUGGUCAUCACAAUCAUUGGUCACCAGCACCGUGCGUAGGUGCUAUACCUGCGCAUCAAGCUCAACUCCAAUGGCCGACAGGAUUGACGCUAAGUCCUCUUGACGGAUCACUGCAUUUCAUCGACGACAGGCUUGUACUGAAACUAACCAGUGAUCUAAAAGUACGCGUAGUUGCUGGUACACCUCUUCAUUGCACCAGCAAUGCCAAUAACAAUGUCAAUACCAGCGAACUCACCAAAUUAAAUUCAACCUUAGCAACGAAUUUAAAGAAAUCGGAUGACGUUUUGGGUUCAGUUUUAGCAGUUGGUUUUAGCCCAACCGGUGAACUUUAUAUAGCUGACAGCGACUCUCAUCGAGUUAAUUCUAUUAGGAUAGUAGAUUCGUCCGGGAAAAUGUCUCAUUUUGCUGGACAACAACAGGAACGAUUACGUGGUCAAUGCGAAUGUAAUAAUACGACACCCAGUACAAAAGAUUUGGACUCGUGUACCUGUACAGAUGAUACCAGUAGUACGGAGACACUUUUGUCAUCUAAUGCAAAAUUCAGUGCCAUAUCAGCCUUAGCUGUGUCUCCCGAUGGUGUCGUUCACGUUGCCGAUCAAGGAAGCUUACAUAUUCUUGCUUUACAACCAUAUCUUCCAAAUCAUGACGAAAGCGGCGAGUUCCUUAUUCCUUUUCCUCCGUCUAAUGAAGUUUAUGUGUUCAAUCGUUACGGUCAACACAUAUCUACGAAGGAUCUAACAUCCGGAAAAACUCGGUAUUCGUUCCUAUACAGUAAAAAUACUAGUUUUGGCAAAUUAUCAACUGUCACUGACAGUGCAGGAAACAAAAUACAAUUUCUACGGGAUUACAGUAGCGUCGUUAGUACUAUUGAAAAUACUCAAGAUCAUAAAUCCGAAUUGAAAAUUUCUGCCGUUGGUUUUCUUGAAAAAUUAUCCGAAAGAGGUAGAGCAGAAAUUGCAUUAGGAUAUGAUGGUUCUACUGGUCUACUAACGAGUCGCUCAGGGGGAGACGAAACUUAUAUUUACAAUUACGAUAGUUUGGGAAGAGUUACAGAUGUCAUUUUACCAACUGGAGAAAAAUUGAAAUUAUCUUCUGAUCUUUCUAACGACGAAGGUCUUUCCGUACAAGUAUCAGCUCCUCUUCAAGCAUUGUCAAAGGGGGACAAACAAAGAUUUGUUGAAUUUGAAAUGAAGAAUGAGAGAUCUAAAAUGCUUACUAUCACCGACGGUACGAAAAUUAUGAAAGCAACUGCAUUUACGAACAGCAGUUUGGCAUUGUGUCUUCCUAGUGGUGGAAGAGUAUUAAGCGCGGCAACAACAAAAAAUCCUCUACUCGAAGUUUCCUUACCAGUAGAAGCAGAAAUGCUACCGAUGUGGAGUUAUCAAGUGAUGUCUCUCGGUGAACUAACAAAUACAAUGACCACCACUUAUAAUCUUGUCGGGGACGUAAGCCACUUCCAACAGACACUUAACAGAGAAAUUUGGGUAAACGAUACUAGAGUAAUAGCUGUUGAAUUUGAACAAGCAUUUAGACGGGAAACUUUCUACGACAAAACGAGAACACCGUUAUUAACGGUGACCUUUGAUCCUGCCGGAUUACCAUUACUUUGGCAACCGCACGAACAAGGACACAACCUUAGUAUCACUUACGAUAGAUUUAAUCGUAUAGAAAGUUGGAAGUGGGGUGCUUCGGAUGAAUCUUAUGGUUACGAUCGGCACGGUCAAUUGGCAGAAGUUACCAAUAGUCAAGAUGGUACAAAACGAUACACUUAUAACGACUUCAACAUGCUUUCCAAGAUCACUUUGCCAAGCGACAGACAUUUUUCUUUAGAAUACGACGAUGACGGUGGUUUAAGGCACAUUAUUCUUCCAUCGGGAACUAAACAUUCUUUCUCUUGUCAAGCCUCUUUAGGUUUUCUUCGUGUAACAUAUACACCACCAGGAAGUACAAGAGCGUAUCUUCAACAUUACAGUCAUGACGGUAAUCUUCUACAAACUGUAUUUCCUGGGGAUGGUGCACGUAUCGUCUACAGGUAUCAUACGUCCGGACAAUUGGCCGAAGUUGUUCACGGUGAUGGCAAAAGUGAGAUAAGAUACACCGAAAGUGGUUUACCAUCCGAAGUCAUACAUUCCGAAAGAGACGUUGAAUAUAGAUGGGAUUAUCAAUACAGUGCUGGUCUUCUUGUCGAAGAACGCAUUGAUUUCGGGGCUAAAACUGGAUUGAGCAAUGCCAAAUUUACUUUCGACUAUGAUUCCAAUUUCAGAUUGAUCGCUGUACAGGGUAGAAUAGGUGGUCAAACUUUACCAUCUCAUACCAUGGCUUACAAUCCGAGAACUGGCUUGUUGGAACAAAUAGGACAAUUUAAAAUAACGAAACCGCAAAUAAACGAGACCACGGUGUUCGAUGGGACAGCACUUUUUUCACGAAUCACCGACGACAGAUUCCACGAAACACAAGUGACCGUAACUAUUCACAGUUUGGAAGUGUUCAGAAUGGAAUUUACUCAUGAUUCUCGUGGACGUAUUAAUCAGACGAGAACUUAUACUCGUAACGUUGCCGUUAACACGUACACCAACGUCAAAAAUUAUACGUGGGAUUGCGAUGGACAAUUGACCGGUGUAGAAGCACAAGAACCAUGGGGUUUCAAAUACGAUGGAAAUGGAAAUAUGUUAUCGCUUAGAUAUCGUGGUAAUACUAUACCUAUGGAAUAUAAUACCAUGGAUAGAAUCAUUAAAUUCGGCGAAGGUCUAUACAAAUAUGAUAAUAGAGGUCUUGUCGUUCAAAAUGCCAGAGAAGAAAGAUUCAAUUAUAAUGCUAAGGGUUUAUUGGUGCGUGCUACUAAACGUGGUCGAUUCGACGUUCGUUAUUAUUACGACCAUCUUGAUCGUUUGGCAACGAGAAAGGAUAAUUAUGGAAACGUUACGCAAUUCUUUUAUAAUAAUCAAAAACGUCCACACGAAGUUAGCCAGAUAUACAGUCCGCGUGAUGGGAAAUUAAUGUCAUUGGUUUACGACGACAGAGGCCAUCUUAUUUAUGCACAAGUUUAUCGACAUAAAUAUUACAUCGCUACUGAUCAAUGUGGUACACCUAUAAUGAUUUUCAAUCAGUAUGGCGAAGGUAUAAGAGAGAUCAUGAGAUCCCCAUACGGACACAUUGUAUACGAUUCCAAUCCUUAUUUAUACUUACCCGUUGACUUUUGUGGCGGUUUGUUGGAUCAGGUAACGUCGUUGGUUCACAUGCCAAAUGGAAAGGUUUAUGAUCCUCUGAUAGGUCAAUGGAUGUCUCCACUUUGGGAAAAUGUCGUAGACAGGAUAGACACGCCAACGCAUUUACAUCUUUACAGAUUUAACGGAAACGAUCCGAUCGAUAUCAGGCAUACAGAUAGACCAAAUCAACCCACAGAUCACAUAUCAUGGUUCACACAUUUGGGAUACGAUCUAAAGAGUUUAGCACCCCAAUUAUUCCCCGACGAGCUUCCUGGUAGUUUGGUGCCACCGGCCCUAGGUCCAGGUACUUCGAUAUUUGGCAAGAAGAAAAGAACGAGAAAUCUCGGUGUCCAAUCUGGCUUUUUAGCUCACAUUGCUCAAAGACAUUCCGGUGAUGCAAUGAGCCUUUCGGCACCACCCAGGUCAGCACUUAAAACGGACACCAACGAAUUGUUCCCGAGUCGUUUGGGUGCUGCAUCAGAUCCACCGUUCGGUAAAGGAAUCCUCGUAUCUAGAACAGCUGACGGACAGGCCGUAGUUUCAAGUGUACCAACGGCCAAUGCAAUUUACGGCGACGUAUUUACGUCAGUAUUCAAUCGUUCGUAUUUCUUAUCGUUCACGUUCGUCGUACACAGUGCCCAACAGGACGCAUUUUAUUUCGUCAAAGAAGAAACCUGGCGUGCCAGCGAGGAUCGCGGCCAAUUGAAACGUUUAGGCGGACAAGUAAAUACGAGCUUUCACGAGGGCGAAAAUGGAAGUGGCAGCAAUUCCUUGAUAGACGUCAAAAUACACGGCACCAGUUACGUCGUCAAUUUGCGAUACGGUACAACAGCCGAAAAGGAAAAACAACGAUUACUUCAUCACGCUAAAGCUACCGCCAUUCGCAAAGCUUGGCACAGAGAACGCGAAGCUUUGAAAUCUAACACACCGACAACGAACGAAUGGAUGGUUGCUGAACAGGACGAGAUAUUGAAAGUUGGUUCUGCAAGCAAUUACGAGGGCGAAUACAUACACGAUGCCCAAAUUUAUCCUGAAUUGGCCGAGGAUCCUUACAAUAUUAGAUUUGUCAAAAAAACCGUAGACACUUCUAGCAAGAAACGACGCAGAAGGAGAGGUGCGCCGUCCUGCAAGCUUUGGUGGUUGGACAAAUUUUGCUAAAUCGCGUUUAUGAUUCGACAUUAAGAAAAUUCAAUGGCUAUGGCUCUCCUUUCACUGCCCUUCUUUUUAAGUGGGUUCAUUAUAUUGUCCAAUAAGAUCGAUCGCUAAUAUACGAGUCUCUCUCUCUCUCUCUCUCUCUCCCUCUUUCUCUCUCUCUCUCUCUUUCUCUCUCUCUCUCUCUUUCUCUCUUUUACUUUCUGUUUCUCUUUUGUCCAACAAAAAAGUCUACACGACUUAUCGAAACUAAGGCAAAGUGAGAAAAUACUAAAAAAGAGAGAGAGAAAAAGAGAGAGAGAGAAAGAGAAAGAAAGAGAGAGAGAGAGAGAGAGAGAG
Molecule: messenger RNA, 10510 nt
Organism: Polistes canadensis
Lineage: Eukaryota; Metazoa; Arthropoda; Insecta; Hymenoptera; Vespidae
Gene: Ten-a
Product: teneurin-a
Exons: 20
Coding region: 2234-10177 (2647 amino acids)
Biological process (GO): motor neuron axon guidance
Source: RefSeq, a predicted model, not a curated record